Dunckerocampus dactyliophorus (ringed pipefish) is the source of this 1067-nucleotide messenger RNA. RefSeq names its product H-2 class II histocompatibility antigen, A-Q alpha chain-like. Gene Ontology annotation, biological process: immunoglobulin production involved in immunoglobulin-mediated immune response; positive regulation of T cell activation; peptide antigen assembly with MHC class II protein complex. Gene Ontology annotation, cellular component: MHC class II protein complex. The transcript has 4 exons. The record is from RefSeq and is a predicted model, not a curated record. The coding region runs from base 77 to 808 and encodes 243 amino acids. Gene Ontology annotation, molecular function: MHC class II protein complex binding. NCBI's taxonomy places the organism in Eukaryota, Metazoa, Chordata, Actinopteri, Syngnathiformes, Syngnathidae.
GACAGAAGUGUGUCUUACGUGUAUUUCAUUAUUUUUGGACUUUGGCAAGGGUUUUGAGGGUUUUUGCAGCUCAGACAUGAAUCUCUGCGCUUGCGCCAUCCUGAUAUUCAACUUCCUCGUCGCUUGUGGGCAAGUUCCCCACAAAGUCAAUAUCCUUGUGGGCUGUUUUGAGAACGCCACAAAUAUAUUGGUGGAAUUUGAUGGUGAGGAGGUCGCAUAUGUCGAUUUCAUCCAGGCGGAGGUCGUUUACACUGCCCCCAAAUGGUUUCUGUCCAAUCCAAGUGAGGUACUUCAGGACGUGAUACCAUACAAAGAAGCUAAGAGCAGCAAGCUCACCUGUUGGUCGACUUUGGUGUUCAUGGAAAAUGAAGAGAAAUACCCAAUGGAGGUAGAAGACCCCCCAGAGAGUAUCAUCUACCUAGCAGAAGAGCUUCAGCUUGGUAGAGAAAACACCCUAAUCUGCUUUGUAGAACAGUUCUUUCCACCAAACAUCCAAGUCCACUGGACCAAAAAUGGCGGUGUGGUAUCAGAGGGGGUGUUGUUCGGUCAAUAUCACCAGAACGAUGAUCGCACCUUCCACCAGGUGUCAUCCCUGAAGUUCACACCACAGGAAGGAGACAUUUAUGGCUGCACUGUGUACCACUCAGCCCUGGACGAGCCAAAAACAAAAUUCUUAGAGAUCGAUUUUAGGCAUCCUGGGGUUCUACCAGAUGUUUUGUGUGGCGUGGGCUUGACUGUGGCGUUAUUUGGAGUCGCAGCUGGAGCUUUCUUAGGGAUCACAGGACGUUACCCAGCACCUGUUGUCUGAUUGUGUUUUAAAUAUCUAUGAACAAGACACACAACUCUAUAGUGUGACAGCAGUUUACGCUAUUAUUCUUAAACUUUGAUUUUACUUUGCUUCUGUAAACCUCAGGUAUGAUAAGGUUUGAUUUAAAUCAGUUAGUAGAGUGUGUUAAUUUUUUACCCUGACUGUGCCAGUUCAUUUAGACGUGCAUCUCUGAAUGUGUGCUACAUUGUGUUUAUGUUAUACUUCACACACUCAAAUUAAAGUAAAUAAAGAAAACAUU